Messenger RNA from Colias croceus (clouded yellow), 2128 nucleotides. Its product is annotated as DNA ligase 1-like. Lineage: Eukaryota; Metazoa; Arthropoda; Insecta; Lepidoptera; Pieridae. The record is from RefSeq and is a predicted model, not a curated record. The coding region runs from base 156 to 1052 and encodes 298 amino acids. The transcript is spliced from 7 exons.
GUCCUGUGUCGCAGUAUUUGGUGUCUUGGUACAGUCGUUACCUUUAUUGAUCCACAACCUUGAAAUUUGGUGCAGUCUUCGUUUUUUUUUCGCAAAACGUUGAAGCAUCACACGGAAAAUAUUUAUAUUUAACAAGUAAGAAAUAAAAAGCACUGAUGCAGAACUACGAAUCUGGAGACUGCAGUUAUCUGCAAGACAAGGAACGUAGGCGGCAAGAUAGAUCAGAUGAUAUAACAUCACACAAGAAUCUCCAUGACUCGUUCAAUGAAAGUGACGAGUCCCAUGAUCGCUAUGAGCAAGCUCAAAUGGAUAAAGACACGAAGUAUCGUAAUGACUUGAAACAGCAGUGUCAGGAUAAUGCAGAGAUGAGACAUCAGAUACGUGUGGAGUCUUCGGCCAUGCAGCAAGUGAGACAAGAAAUUGGUGCAGUUAUGGCUGAUCAGAAUCAAAGAUACAUUGAGCAUCAGCAAGAACAAUCAGACCAGCUGCGUCAAGACAUCAUCUCGUUCAAGCAAGACUGCGCCGACUUUAAGGAUAUGCAGAGAGAGCUGAUCAACAUCGAGGAUCGGAGGAUUGACGGACAGCGCCACGAGACUUCAGAUAGAAGUGAUGCUGCUAUUGCUGAGCGAGAGAGAAAAAUCCAAGAAAAAGAUGACUAUGAUGACAAACUGGCUUCAGAAUACUAUGCUGAUGAGGAUGAGCGUCAAGACCGUGAACACGACUUGGACGUGAAGCACGAGCGUGAAUACCUCGAGAAGCAUCUCCGGGAUGACCAACGUAGGAAGGAUGAGCACGAUGAGGAGCAGCGGGACCUGAGGGACUGCCUGCUGCUGCAGAUUGAGGACAACAAGCAACACGUGCGCGACGAGAAGAAGCGGGACAUGGUGUUCAGCGAUGCGGCGAACGCUCUAAUGGCCCACAACGACGAAGUAGAGAAAGAACGUGCCCGCAAGAAGAAGGAAGUCAACGAUCAGUACUAUGAGGACCUGCGGCAGCAGAUUGAGGACAAUGCGGUCCGCAGGAAGCGGGAGAAGGAGGAAGACAGAAUGUAAUGGGAUGCUGGGAUAAGGAAAGAAGACUAACAUGAAUGCUUUUGGAAGACUUGUAAUUUAGGAGCUAUAUGUCGCUAUGUAGCGAAAUGAUAUGCAUUUGCACGUGCUUUUUAAUAUUAUUAAAAAUAAUAAAAUUAAUCUUCAAAAGACAGAUAUAGAAUGUUACAACCCUUUGAAAAUGUGUGGUCUAUAGAUAUUAGUUUCAGUGUGCGGUUUGGUCACGAUUUCUAAAUAUUGUGUGAUUUCUAGCCUAUAUUCCAAUAAAAAUUGAUCUCUUUUUGCGAUAGGAAAAAUGGAGAAACAAACGAACAAACUUCCGUAAUAAAUUAUAAUGCAUUAAAUGUCAGUAGAGAUAGCUUUGGCUGGCUUAUUGUCAGGUAUUUGUGUAUGGUAAUAAAAACUUAGCAAAGCUGGUUUAAAGACAAGGAAAGUGAAGUAAAUCAUUUAAAUUUUUACAUUAAUAUCAUAAAUGUUAACAUUCUAAUCGUUAAAAUUUUUAUGUCAAAACAUUUUAGAAUUUUUUUAAUAUGAUUAUAACUUUUAAUCUCAUAAAUUAUCACCAUUAUUUUUAACGUUUAUUUAAGAACUAAUCAUCAUAGCUUAGUUCCGUCCAGUGUGAACUAUUAAUAUUGGUAACUUCUCUUUAUAAGUUUUUUUUAAUUAUUAACUAAAAUAUACCACGUUUAUUUUCAUUUUAUUUCAAAUAUGUAGAAUCUUCAUCAGUUUUUGUUUCAUUUAUUUUCAAAUUACUGUGUAACGAACAAAAAUCAGAAAAAGUUGGUUAAUGUAUAAUAUAACAUACAUAUUAUGUUCUUAUUUGAAUGUAUAAAAUGCAUAUUAUGUGUUACAUAGUCAUUAUUUUAAUAUUGUAUAAGUAUUGUAAUAUCUAUGUACUGUCAAAGUGACAUUUCACGCAUAUGAAUUUUUAUAAAAUACAACAUAUUAUCAAUCAAGAAAAAUUUUGUUUUUAUCCCUUGAAUAAUUUUUUUUUUCAAUGUAUCUCGAUGAUGAUUUUUAUGUUACGUCAUUUGCACACAAUACCUAUGUAUCUACAAAUUAAUAAAUGCUUAAGAAAA